Erinaceus europaeus (western European hedgehog) is the source of this 4127-nucleotide messenger RNA. RefSeq names its product olfactomedin 3 (gene OLFM3). The record is from RefSeq and is a predicted model, not a curated record. The coding region runs from base 377 to 1753 and encodes 458 amino acids. Lineage: Eukaryota; Metazoa; Chordata; Mammalia; Eulipotyphla; Erinaceidae. Gene Ontology annotation, biological process: signal transduction. The transcript has 6 exons.
CUUGGGUCAAAACUUUUGAGGUAGGUUGGUUAGAUUGCAGAGGGUAAGAGGGUAAACUGGGGCGCACGGGUGGAGGCGCUUCAGUCUCAGUCCGCACCCACUGCAGCCCAAACCACCCUCUGGAGCAGGAGAACUCAGCUCUGAGAUGCCUGCGGAAUGAUCGCCCCCCCGGGCGGCUGCCUUUGCUGCCGCUACUGCUUAUGCUGCUGCUGCUGCCGCUGCUACAACUACAGCUCCUGCUCCUGCCACCGCCUCAGUCUCCGCUCUGCUCUGACUGGCAGGCCGAAAGUGCAACUGAGGAGGGAAAGAUCUCUGCAGUGAGAGUGGAGUGGCUACAGAAAAGAGUGUGAAGAGAGCGCAAAAAACCCAGAUCAGAAUGCAGGCGACAUCCAACCUAUUCAAUCUCCUGCUGCUAUCUUUGCUUGCUGGACUAGAUCCUUCCAAGACUCAGAUUAGCCCCAAGGAAGGGUGGCAAGUGUACAGCUCAGCACAGGAUCCAGAUGGAAGAUGCAUUUGCACAGUGGUUGCUCCAGAACAAAAUCUUUGUUCCCGUGAUGCCAAAAGCAGGCAGCUUCGUCAACUGCUGGAAAAGGUUCAGAACAUGUCCCAGUCUAUUGAAGUACUAAACUUGAGAACUCAGAGAGAUUUCCAAUAUGUUCUAAAAAUGGAAACACAAAUGAAAGGGCUGAAGGCCAAGUUUCGGCAGAUUGAAGAUGAUCGGAAAACACUAAUGACCAAGCAUUUUCAAGAAUUGAAAGAGAAGAUGGACGAGCUCCUGCCCUUGAUCCCUGUUCUGGAACAGUACAAAACAGAUGCCAAGCUAAUCACCCAGUUCAAGGAGGAAAUUCGUAAUCUGUCUGCUGUUCUCACUGGGAUUCAGGAGGAGAUUGGUGCCUAUGACUAUGAGGAACUACACCAAAGGGUGCUUAGUCUAGAAACAAGACUACGUGAUUGCAUGAAAAAGCUAACAUGUGGCAAAUUGAUGAAAAUCACAGGCCCAAUUACAGUGAAGACAUCUGGAACUCGAUUCGGUGCUUGGAUGACAGAUCCUUUAGCUUCUGAAAAAAAUAACAGAGUCUGGUACAUGGAUAGUUACACUAACAAUAAAAUUGUCCGUGAGUACAAAUCAAUUGCAGAUUUUGUCAGUGGGGCUGAAUCAAGAACAUACAACCUUCCUUUCAAAUGGGCAGGAACUAACCAUGUUGUCUACAAUGGCUCACUAUAUUUUAACAAGUAUCAAAGUAAUAUCAUCAUCAAAUACAGCUUUGAUAUGGGGAGAGUUCUGGCCCAAAGAAGCCUGGAGUAUGCUGGUUUUCACAACGUUUACCCCUAUACCUGGGGUGGAUUCUCUGACAUCGACUUAAUGGCUGAUGAAAUUGGGCUGUGGGCUGUGUAUGCAACUAACCAGAAUGCAGGAAAUAUAGUCAUCAGCCAACUUAACCAAGAUACCCUGGAGGUGAUGAAGAGUUGGAAUACUGGUUAUCCCAAAAGAAGUGCAGGAGAAUCAUUCAUGAUCUGUGGAACAUUAUAUGUCACCAACUCCCACCUAACUGGAGCAAAGGUUUAUUAUUCUUAUUCUACCAAAACCUCCACAUAUGAGUACACAGACAUUCCCUUCCAUAACCAAUACUUUCACAUAUCCAUGCUUGACUACAAUGCAAGAGAUAGAGCUCUUUAUGCCUGGAACAAUGGUCACCAGGUCUUGUUCAAUGUUACACUUUUCCACAUCAUUAAAACAGAAGAUGGCACAUAAGAAAAAAGUAGUUUGUUUUCAAAGAUUUAAACAAUGUCAUUUGUGAAAAACUCUAUAGGAGCAUUAUGUUUUGUUCUGUUUUUACUGUUCAUCAUCUCUGCAAAGCAUUUUUAUUGUAAAGUUAGUGUUUUAAAAAACAUCUGAGCCUGAUUAAGUUAACCUGUUGAAAACACAUUUCAAUUCUAUAUUUAUAAAACGUAUCAUGUCCUUGUCAUGAAAAGCACUAAAGAGAAUUUAAGUGGCUAAAGUCAUAGUUGUGCAAAAGAUUAAUGAUCUGCCUUAUAUUAGAGUCAGACACUAGUGGUGGCUUAAAUGCAUGAAUUUUUUUUUAAUGUCAUUUUUACUCUCUUCUGCUCUACAUUAGGACAAAUGUUUUGGUAGGAGUUAGGAAAAAUAAGCACUUUUUUCCAUUUAUUUUUCAUAAAGGUUUAAGGAUUUUAUUUAUACAGAUAAAUAAUAUCAUUUUGCUGUUAUAUAAUUAUGAUGCGGUGCUGUACAGUUAUUUUUAAAUCUCUUGCUAACAUUUGACUGACAAUAUAUAUUUCUACCAUUAUAACCACCAUUGUGCAAUUGUAUCUCUUCACUUCUGUGAAAGUAAGUAGUAUUUUUUUAAAAGACACUGAAGUUUAAUCUCAGUAACUAUUAUCAUUCUCUUUUCAAGUGUGGUCAGGAAGGAAGUAUCUUCUCAGCUUACCCUUCAGACAGCAUUAUAAACUAAAAGGAAGAUAAAACCAUAUUCUUUGUACAAUCUUUGUCUUAAACCACGUUUGCAAAAUCAUUGGCAGUGAAUUCUAAAAGUGACUUGUAUAGAUCCCUUCAAUAAAAGCAGCCCACGUAAUUGCUUAGAAAGAUGCAUCUGAAUCACACAAAUUGGAUUUAAGUUGACUCAAAGCAAAUUUUGUACAUAAUGGUCUUUUAACUUAUGAUGUACACAAAUCUUGCAAUAAUGUAAGUCAUGCCAGGAAUUCUAAAAUUACAUAAAGCACAUUAGAAAUUCCUUAAGAAUAAAAUUUCUUUAACAUUAUCUGAAUUUAUAUUUUGAACUCAGGAUAGUUAUUUACAAGAUUUGUGCAAAAGAAAAUGAUGGGAGGACUUGGGAGUUGUCUGUGUUGUACAAGUGUUCAAAUAACAAAUUCAGAAAAUAAGGUGAGAAGGUACCCCUUGCCAUCCUGAUUCGUCAUGUAUAUACGUACAUAUUGUAAUCAUAAAAGAUAGUUUAGAAAAAUUUCAAUUCAAUAAUUCCAAAAAGACAUAAUUACUAUGUCUUAAACAUGCCAUUGUUUGAAUGUACUUUUCAUAUGUUACAAAUGCUUACCUAAAGCAGUUUUACAGAAAGAGUGAACUGGUUUUACAUUUUUAAGAGUAUAUUCUAUAUUAAAUAAUAUAUGACUUAAAUUGUUGUAUAUGUUUAGUUUCAAACAGACAUGUCAUAAUUUCUGUUGUAAAGAUAUAUAUAUGUGUGUAUAUAUAUUCAGAUACAUCACUAUGUAAAGAAAUUCUACUAACUUAAGAGUAAUUCAUUUCAAAUGUCACAAGUAAAAUAUCAUUCUCCAAUAUCUCACUGUCAAAACUGUAAAAUUAAAUAACCCAACUUAGAGUUUGUUAAGUUUAACAAUUUUUUUCUUUUGCCUACAAAAAAAAAAGCAUGAAUUAAUGACUACCCUGGGUCUUUUUGCAAUAUUGUCUUCUCUUUUUAAAUGUUUAUAUAAGUUUUCCUCUGCUUUUGAGAGUUAAAAAAAUUAAGGUAUUCACACAUCAUUCUGCACAAACUUCAAAAUAAUGUCAUACUUUGUAUAUCGAGAGUUUGUAUGAAGAGAAACAGUUGACUUGUGAAAUGAAUGAAUUUUUAAGUAGAUGGCCUUUAAUAGAUAUUUGGGUCUUCAUUUCUUGCUUUUUUAAAAGUUAUAUAAUAUGAUGUCAUGCACAUUCAAUACCUGGGUGAUCACAGCUACUUUGUGAAAUGUGAAGCUUGUAAAGCACUUUAUUGCUUUCUAUGUAAGAUUUCAUCACCCUGUCUGAUUUAUAGUAUACGUGCUGCUAGAGCAAGCACAGACUUUCUUAGAGUCACUAGAAGUGGGGUAACAUGAGUUUCAAUAUGUGAUUUUCAUUAAACAUUUACAGUUUAAGAACAGUUUUCUUAGUAAGUUAUCAGUUUUGUGCCUGAAGUAAAUAAGAACUUAGUCUAAUCACUGUUUUUUUAUCUCAAAGUAAAUUUUAUGAAAUAAUGAGUAUUUUUAAAUCAUGCACAUAAUCCAAACAGUAUAGAACUUCCAGCUCUGAAACUCUUAGUCCUAAGUGAACUGUGUAACUGGUAUUUUCUGAAUUAAUUAUCAGCAAACUUCCAUGUCUUUCCAAUAAUAAUACAAUUAAUGUC